AUGAGAUGUUUUUUCUUUCAGCUGCGGCUGGUAUCACUCAAUACAAGCUGCUCUGCACUUAUUCUGAGGUUCCUGCGGUCAAAUUAUGAUCUCAUAUAUCGCUUGGUUUUAUCUCCGCUGUUCUUGAAUACCGAUGAAUACACUGAGGAAGAGGAGAACGUUGUGUUAAAAAAUUUGAAAGUCACCGCUCAGGGGCUUGUGCUGGAAUUAAGUGCCAUUGAAAUAUCUUCGCUGUUGCAGAGUCAUUACUAUAGUCAAUGUAAAUGUUAUUUUCACGUGAUGCUUUCGCAGAAGGGAGAAGCAGCAAUGGAGCAAGAAGAUUCUGUGGAUAAUCUGGCUACAUCAACAGUAGCAACAAGUGAACGGAUUGAUUUCGACUACACCCCUAGCGGGCAAACUAAUGAAGAAGAAUGGCCGUUGUUGUGGAGGUUGUUAAAGGUGAAAACAAACGUUAAGGAAAUGGAUAUGCCAGUGAUGGAAAUGAUUAGUGCAAAGAAGCUGCAGAAGAUCUUGUCAUUGUGUAUACGGCCAACAUCAGCUAACGUGCAGCAAUGCGAUAUUGAGCAUCUGAACUGGCUGCUACACAGAGAAUCGAUUGUUGUGGCAAACGAAAUGCAACCCGAGUUUUGUUCUGUCAUUUCGAAGGAGUCGAAACAGCUUCUGCGAUACUGUGUAAAUUAUAAUCUGAGCAAAAAUGCAGAGGCGUCGAUGCGGCAGCUGGUUUCCGGAUGGCUUUCAUUCGUGAAUGUUUUUGCUAUAUUUGCUCCUGAUAUGGAGGAUGAUAUUGGCGUCUUCAGAACAGUCAUCAGUGAACUUGUUGACGUUCUAAUCCAGUUUUUAACUCAGCCAAGUAGGCGAUCAUUACAAACCAAGUUGGAUUUGUACGCUUGUAUUUCGUACAUCUUAAGCUGUUCUACUGAACCAUUUGAUACUGAGGAAACAACAAAAGGUGCUACGCAGCUUUCCCGUGAUUUUUUCUUCGGAAUGGCACGUGUCAAGAUUGCGCAGCAAGACCUUUUACGGGCGUCAUUUACGAAAUAUGGUCAUGAAUUAAUAUCGGUAGUGUCAAAUGAUAUCUGCGACUCACCGCAUGAGCUAAGAGUAAGUUUUGUGUCAAAGUCGGACUAA
Gongylonema pulchrum is the source of this 1128-nucleotide messenger RNA. NCBI's taxonomy places the organism in Eukaryota, Metazoa, Nematoda, Chromadorea, Rhabditida, Gongylonematidae. The record is from the annotation of a GenBank genome assembly.